UAAAGAAUUAUAAGAAAGCCGAUGAGGAAAAGAAGGCGGUGAUUUCGGGGAAGCGCGAUAGAAUGGCCGAGAUGAUUGUAGAUAUGAUUAAUGAAGACCCUAUAAUAUGUGUGAAACUUAUUGUGGCUUUCAUUAUCGGCUUCAUAUUAUGCCCGCGGACAUGUAAGACAUGUCCCUUGUGGGCGUUUAGAUAUGCGGAGCAGUUAUCAACUUUGCAUAAAUAUAAUUGGUGCCAUGCGGUGUUCACUCUUCUUUGCAAAGAGAUGAGUAAAUCAAAGAAGUCUCUUAGUAUGCGGGAAUUAGGUCAGCGCUCAAAUGCCGGGUACAUGGGUGGUUUUUCCUCCGUUUUACUGGUGAGUUACAUGAACAUUAUUUUGUAUAUCUUUUCAUUUUGAUAAUGAUUAUUGUUUAUGCACAUGCUAAUGUGUAGUUUCUUUUUUGUAGGUUUGGUUUUAUGAAAAAGUAGGGGAAUUAGAGUACACUUCAGAUAUUGAAAGGUUACCGCCGCUCUUUUGUGUGAAGAGUACUGGAAAGUGGAGGAGGACUACUAUGAACAAAUUAUAUAGAGUCCCGAAGUUGGUUACGGAUAAUGGCCAAGAGAAUACUCCUCUUAUUCAUACGGCAUCGCCAAUAGUAUUUGAAUCAAGGAAAGCUGAAUUAAUUUUCUUAAUUGCGGAGAAGACGUACGAGUUGAAUGAGCUCACUACAGAAUUACGAGAAUUAGAAGAGCGUAGUGCUAGAUGCCAAAAAAAACCAAGGAGAAAGAGGAUGACGGAAAUGUAACUGAAGAAAAAAAAUCAAAGAGGAUAUGGAAGCUAAGGAAUAUGAGAAUUUGGAAGGAACUGGGGAAGCCGAUUUAUGUGAUGACUUUGUGAUGAGCGCAAGAGACAUGAGAAUUUUAGAAGAUGCUCGAGAUGUUUCUCAAAAAGAUGAAGGUGGUAAUGAGAAUAACAGAGAAACGCCAUCUAUCAAACGGGCUGUCGGAAAGAGGGAGAGGAAGGAUGGACCCUCUGUUACUUCACCUUAUAUGCCUCUAGAUCAACCAAAGGAAGGCACAAAGAAGAGACGUGUCAUCCAGAUAUUGGAUAGUCCUGAUGGGAAAAAAAAGUACAAAAAUGAAGAAGGCUUCAUACCUACAUCUAGAGACUAUCCAGGUAAGGCACUGGCGUUUGAUUAUGAGAACAAAUUAAUUGAAGACUUUCUACAAUCGAGAAUGAACAGGUAACUGUUACUGACUUAUUCUAAUAAUAAUCUUUGAAUUUA
Asparagus officinalis (garden asparagus) is the source of this 1263-nucleotide messenger RNA. RefSeq lists its product as uncharacterized. The coding region runs from base 809 to 1225 and encodes 138 amino acids. The transcript has 3 exons. Lineage: Eukaryota; Viridiplantae; Streptophyta; Magnoliopsida; Asparagales; Asparagaceae. The record is from RefSeq and is a predicted model, not a curated record.